Molecule: messenger RNA, 304 nt
Organism: Sinocyclocheilus grahami
Lineage: Eukaryota; Metazoa; Chordata; Actinopteri; Cypriniformes; Cyprinidae
Product: inositol hexakisphosphate and diphosphoinositol-pentakisphosphate kinase 2-like
Exons: 5
Biological process (GO): inositol metabolic process; inositol phosphate biosynthetic process
Cellular component (GO): cytosol
Molecular function (GO): 5-diphosphoinositol pentakisphosphate 1-kinase activity; inositol hexakisphosphate kinase activity
Source: RefSeq, a predicted model, not a curated record
AUGGCAGGGUUUUUUGAGUUGUUUGAGAAAUAUGGUGGCAAUAAGUCUGGAAAACUCAAGCUGAAGAAACCAAAACAGCUCCAGGAAGUGCUGGAUAUUGCUCGUCAGCUGUUGGCAGAACUGAUCCUACAUAAUGAUUGUGAGAUUGAAGAGAAGAAAUCCAAACUAGAACAACUGAAGACGGUUCUGGAGAUGGAAUCCAGCCUGAAUGAUAAUCAGUAUGGCCAUUUCUCAGGGAUCAACAGGAAGGUGCAGCUGACCUACCUGCCAAAUGGGCAGCCCAAAGCAUCCAGUGAGGAGGAAG